UGGAGGAAGCUUCUCUCUGUAGAAGGCAGCGAGUCAAGAGCGAGAAGCCGCAGAGGACGUAGGAAUAAAGACCAGAAAAUAAAGAAAAGAGCCAUGGCUGUGAAUAAAUGCAUCAAAUUCCUUCUCUUCUUCUUCAACCUGCUCUUCUGGCUGAGUGGUUGCAUCAUCCUCGGCGUCUCCAUCUACCUGAAAGUCCACAAGGAUGGAAACGUGAUCACCAAUGAAGCUAUACCGGGCAUCGACCUGAUGAUCGCCAUCGGGGUGAUCAUCAUGUUGCUCGGCUUCCUGGGCUGCUGUGGAGCCAUCAGAGAGAGCCGCUGCAUGCUGCUGAUAUUCUUCGUCAGCCUCCUCGUCAUCUUCAUCCUCCUGCUGGCGUUGGGCAUCCUGGGAGCCGUGGAAGAGAAGAAGGUGAAGGACUGGGUGAAGGAGCGUCUGACAAAGUUAACCCCUCUGUCAUCGCAACCUCAAAAUGUGAAGGACGACCUGGAGAAACUGCAGGCAGAGCUGAAGUGUUGCGGUCUCGUCAACGGACCGUCAGACUGGACUAAAGUUCCAGACUCCUGCCGCUGCAACGCCACCGAGACAACCUGCAAGUCCAACGCCAUUUACUCCACGCCCUGCUCCGACAAAAUCAUCGAAUUGAUGGAGAAACACAUGGAGGUGGUGCUGGGAAUCGCAUUUUCCGCCAUCGCUAAAAUUUUCGGUAUGGUCUUCUCCAUGAUUCUCUCCUGCCAGAUUGCCAGGAAGGAUACCGCCACCACUGCCUGA
Anoplopoma fimbria (sablefish) is the source of this 768-nucleotide messenger RNA. Its product is annotated as tetraspanin-8-like. The record is from RefSeq and is a predicted model, not a curated record. NCBI's taxonomy places the organism in Eukaryota, Metazoa, Chordata, Actinopteri, Perciformes, Anoplopomatidae. The transcript is spliced from 8 exons. Bases 94 to 768 code for a protein of 224 amino acids. Gene Ontology annotation, cellular component: membrane.